AUGUAGGCGAUCAGCAUCAGCCGGCGGCACUCUCACACAAAUACGCACGGGGUCAGCGCAGGCGGCUGAGAAGAACUCAGGUCCCUCUGCUUCGCUCGUCAUCUUCAUCAUCGUCACCCUCGUCCGUCCAUCAUGCACAGCAAGGAACAGAUCAGCCAUGAUGAAUACCAGAAGACAGCUGAUUGGCUGAUGUCCCAGACGCAGCACCGUCCUCAGGUGGCCAUCAUCUGUGGCUCUGGACUGGGCAUGCUCUGUGACACCCUCAAGUGCCAGGACUCCUUCGCUUAUUCCGACAUCCCGGGCUUCCCUCAGAGCACAGUGCAGGGUCACGCAGGCCGACUGGUUUUCGGGGAGCUGAAGGGGAAGACGUGCGUGUGCAUGCAGGGACGCUUCCACAUGUAUGAAGGACACUCGCUCUGCAAGACGACGUUUCCAAUCCGGGUCUUCAAGAUGAUGGGAGUGGACACUCUGAUCGUAACCAACGCCGCCGGAUCCCUCGCUGACGGCCUCCAACCUGGCGACAUCAUGAUCAUCAAGGACCACGUUAACUUCCCCGGACUGGUCGGCCUGAACCCGCUCAGCGGGCCCAACGACGACAAGUUCGGCCUGCGCUUCCCAGCCAUGUCCGGCUGCUAUGACAGAGGCCUGCGCUGCCUAGCGAUGGAGAUCGCCAAGCAGCAGGGGGUGGCCGGGCUCACGCGGGAGGGCGUCUACGCCAUGGUGGGGGGGCCCAACUUUGAGACCAUCGCCGAGGCCCGACUGCUGCAUCGCCUGGGCGUGGACGCUGUCGGGAUGAGCACCGCUCCGGAGGUGGUUGUGGCCACUCACUGCGGCCUGAGGGUGUUCGGCCUCUCUCUGAUCACCAACAAGGUGGCCACGAGCUACGAGGACGGCGAGAGCGUGGACCACGAGGGCGUCCUGGAGGUGGGGCGGCUGCGCUCGCUGGCGGUGCAGCAGCUGGUGGCGGAGCUGGUGAGCAGGCUGGAGAUCAACAACAACAGCGACGGCGCCGUCUGAGCGCGUGCGUAGCUAUGUACAUACCGCGAGAACGCCAGCGGCGUUGAAUUCUCUCCAGGUUCAAACUUUUUCCACGUCAUUUUUUUUUAAUCCUCGCUGUAAUAAAGACAUUAUUUAUAUCACUGUGGAUUCGCUCCAACAGGGUAAAUCUGCUUGUAAGUAAUGAUACUGGAUUGUAAUCCUACAGAUUAAUAUAACAAUGACCACUGUGUUUAAUGGUGCUUGACUAUAAAAAGACACAAACAAGGA
Betta splendens (Siamese fighting fish) is the source of this 1266-nucleotide messenger RNA. Its product is annotated as purine nucleoside phosphorylase-like. Gene Ontology annotation, biological process: nucleoside metabolic process. Gene Ontology annotation, molecular function: purine-nucleoside phosphorylase activity. Bases 133 to 1017 code for a protein of 294 amino acids. NCBI's taxonomy places the organism in Eukaryota, Metazoa, Chordata, Actinopteri, Anabantiformes, Osphronemidae. The record is from RefSeq and is a predicted model, not a curated record. The transcript is spliced from 7 exons. Gene Ontology annotation, cellular component: cytoplasm.